AUACUUUCAGCUUACCCCCAAAAACAUGUGAUUUCUAUCUCUCGCUCCUCUUCCGCCUCCAUACCUCGCCUCGGCCAUCGCGGUCGUGAGUUCGCCGUGGAAUACCCCAUGGGCUCCGGCGAGGACAACCCCGGCGGAACCAGUGGCGGAGUCGGCGGGAUAGUCCGUGGCGCAGUGCUGAAGGCGCUCGUCGUCUUCGGUGGCGUCCUUCUGAUCCGGCGGCUGCGCCGCUCCACCACCCGGUGGGACCACGCCCGCGCCGUCGCGGACGCUCUCUCGGGUGAGAAGUUCUCGAGGGAGCAGGCGAGGAAGGAUCCUGGAAACUACUUCAACCUGAGAAUUCUCACAUGUCCUGCAACUGAGAUGGUGGAUGGUGCCGGAGUGCUCUACUUUGAACAAGCAUUUUGGAGAGCUCCGGAAAAACCUUUCCGACAAAGAUUUUACAUGGUAAAGCCAUGUCCAAAAGAGAUGAAAUGUGACGUUGAGUUAAGUUCCUAUGCAAUUAGAGAUGUUGAAGAGUACAAGAAUUUCUGUGACCGUCCAAAAGAUCAGAGGCCACAGCCAGAGGAAGUAAUUGCGGAUAUCGCAGAGCAUUUGACCACCAUACACUUAUCACGAUGUGAGCGUGGAAAACGCUGCUUAUAUGAAGGAUCAACCCCACCUGGAGGUUUUCCCAACAGUUGGAGUGGUGCAGCAUACUGUACAUCCGAUCUGUCCAUUCACAAGAAUGGUGAAAUACACAUUUGGGACAAGGGUUUUGACGAUGAUGGAAACCAGGUUUGGGGAACCAAGGCUGGCCCAUACGAGUUCAAACCUGCUCCCAAAUCUAAUUAUGAUGACAUGUUCUCACCGUUAAAUUUCUCCGCCCCUUUGUCACUAGAGAAGAUAGAGAACUCAUAUGCAAUCGAUGACCAGUAGAUGAGUAGAGUUCGUCUAAUAAAUUUUGUUGACAGAGAAUACCAUAACAGAAUAGCUUGGAUGUAUAUAUUAACGUUGCCUCUAAUCGCAAGUAGCAAUUCCAUGGCUGA
This is a messenger RNA of Lolium rigidum, 1028 nucleotides long. Its product is annotated as chromophore lyase CRL, chloroplastic. Gene Ontology annotation, molecular function: lyase activity. The record is from RefSeq and is a predicted model, not a curated record. Gene Ontology annotation, biological process: protein-phycocyanobilin linkage. Lineage: Eukaryota; Viridiplantae; Streptophyta; Magnoliopsida; Poales; Poaceae. The transcript has 9 exons. The coding region runs from base 109 to 918 and encodes 269 amino acids.